Messenger RNA from Lodderomyces margitis, 1692 nucleotides. RefSeq names its product Hgt13p (gene HGT13). The coding region runs from base 1 to 1692 and encodes 563 amino acids. The transcript has a single exon. Gene Ontology annotation, cellular component: membrane. Gene Ontology annotation, molecular function: carbohydrate:proton symporter activity. The record is from RefSeq and is a predicted model, not a curated record. Gene Ontology annotation, biological process: transmembrane transport; carbohydrate transport. Lineage: Eukaryota; Fungi; Ascomycota; Pichiomycetes; Serinales; Debaryomycetaceae.
AUGGAUUCUGACGAAGUUAAACCGACAGCAUCUUAUAGCGAAAAGUCCGAAAAGUCCAAACAAUUCCUCAAUGUUGACUUAAAUGAUUGUGAAGAUCCCGACAGAAUACAUUCGUUUAUGGGGAUGUCUGGACCCAAACUAAACUACGCAGUCUCAAUAUUUGCCGGAGUUGGAUUCUUAUUAUUUGGGUAUGACCAAGGAGUCUAUGGAAGUUUACUAAGCCUUGAUUCAUUUGAACGCACAUUCCCCUCGAUAAAAUCAUCGGCUAAUUCGACGUUGCAGGGUGCUGUUAUUGCUGUUUAUGAACUAGGCUGUGGAUUUGCCGCAUUGUCUACGGUUUAUCUUGGUGACAGGUUGGGGAGACUAAAGUGUAUGUUUCUAGGUUGUGUUAUUGUUGUGAUUGGAGCUGCUUUGCAAGCUUCAGCAUUCACUGUUACUCAUUUAGCUAUAGCCAGAGUUUUCACUGGAUUCGGCACCGGCUACUUGACAUCCACGGUCCCUGUCUGGCAAUCUGAAAUGAGCAAGGCUAAAUCAAGAGGAAAAUUGAUCAUGAUGGAAGGUAGUUUAAUCACUUUGGGUAUUACCAUUUCGUAUUGGGUUGAUUUUGGAUUUUAUUUCAUCGACAGGGAUGGAAAUGAUAGUAAAGCCAUUUCAUGGAGAAUCCCCGUGGUGCUUCAAGCCAUUUUUCCAAUUUUUUUGCUCAUGUUUGUUUUCAAAUUCCCCGAAUCCCCACGUUGGCUAAUGGCAAAGGGUAGGGUGAGAGAAGCAAGAAUCGUCUUUAGUGCCUUGUAUAACGUUCCUGAAGGAGAUGAAAAAAUCACUGACCAACUAACUGAAAUUCAAAGUGCCAUUGAAUUGGAAGUAUCCAACGCCGAGGGGUUUAGUCUCAGAGCAUUAACCGCCCAAGGACCAACACGGAACUUCCAUAGAUUAAGUUUAGCUUGUUGGUCACAGAUUAUGCAACAAAUAUCGGGAAUCAACUUGAUCACAUACUAUGCGGGUACAAUUUUUCAGCAAUACAUUCACAUGUCUCCGUUCAACUCAAGAAUCUUGGCUGCUUGUAACGGAACCGAGUACUUUUUAGCUUCCUUAUUGGGUAUAUUGUUUAUUGAGAGAGUCGGAAGGAGGAGAUUGUUGUUCUUUGGUGCUAUUGGCCAAUCUCUUUCCAUGGUAGCUUUGACUGUUGCAGGAUGGAAAUCUCAAACAACAUAUGAUGCUGGGGGGAAUAGUACACCAGCUGGAGUUGCAGCCGCUGUGUUCCUUUUUGUGUUUAAUUCGGUUUUUGGUAUGACGUAUCUUGGCGGAACUUGGUUGUACCCACCCGAAAUCUCGGCACUUCAGUUGCGGGCUCCAACAGCUGCAUUGUCUACAGCAAGUAAUUGGGCAUUCAACUUCCUUGUUGUGAUGAUAACGCCAGUCUGUUUCAAAAACAUCCAGUACUACACGUACACCAUAUUUGCUGUUAUCAAUAUUUUAAUGGCGCCAGCAAUUUACUUCUUUUAUCCCGAAACUUCAGGCCGUACUUUGGAAGAAAUGGACUAUAUUUUCAAUCAAUGCCCUACAAAAGAGCCCUGGAAAGUUGUUCAAAUUGAGAAAAAUACUCCAAGGAGACGCCAUGCAGAAAAUGAUUUGGAAAAACCCACUACUGAGCAUAUCGAUGAAGUCGAUUCGGAAAGUUUACUUGCUAGUUGA